AUGCCUUCUGAGAAGGAACGCACCAAGAGGAGCCUCACCCAGAGGCUGGCCCUGAAAAGCCGUGUAGCUAAGGAGACAAUCUCGGAGUUCCUGGGCACCUUUAUAAUGAUUGUCCUUGGAUGUGGCUCUGUUGCCCAAGCAGUUCUCAGUCGAGGACAUCUUGGUGGAAUUGUCACUAUCAAUGUUGGAUUUGCCAUGGCAGUUGUGAUGGCUAUUUACGUCACUGGAGGUGUCUCUGGAGGCCACAUCAACCCAGCUGUGUCCUUUGCAAUGUGUGUCUUUGGAAGGAUGGAAUGGUUCAAGUUACCAUUUUAUGUGGGAGCCCAGUUUUUAGGAGCCUUUGUGGGGGCUGCAGCUGUCUUUGGUGUUUACUAUGAUGGACUCAUGGCCUUUGCUGAUGGACAAUUGCUCAUCGUGGGAGAAAAUGCAACAGCGUUCAUUUUUGCAACAUACCCAGCUCCAUUCAUAUCCCUGCCAAAUGCCUUUGUAGACCAAGUGCUGUCCACCAUGUUCCUCCUUCUGAUUGUCUUCGCCAUUUUUGACUCCAGAAACAUGGGGGUCCCCAGGGGCCUAGAGCCCGUUAUCAUUGGCCUCCUGAUCAUUGCCCUUUCUUGUUCUCUGGGCCUCAACACCGGCUGUGCCAUGAACCCAGCUCGAGACCUGAGCCCCAGGCUCUUCACUGCUCUGGCAGGAUGGGGGUUUGAGGUCUUCACAGUUGGAAAUAACUUCUGGUGGAUUCCUGUUGUGGGCCCCAUGGUUGGCGCUGUCCUUGGAGGUCUCUUCUACAUCCUCUUAAUCCAAAUGCAUCACUCAGACCCCAGCCCAGAGGUGAAGGCAGAGCCAUAUGAAAACAAGCUAGAGAAACAUGAACUCAGCGUCAUCAUGUAG
Messenger RNA from Onychomys torridus (southern grasshopper mouse), 888 nucleotides. It is a transcript of the gene Aqp9, whose product is annotated as aquaporin 9. Gene Ontology annotation, biological process: water transport; glycerol transmembrane transport. The transcript is spliced from 6 exons. Bases 1 to 888 code for a protein of 295 amino acids. Gene Ontology annotation, cellular component: basolateral plasma membrane; plasma membrane. Lineage: Eukaryota; Metazoa; Chordata; Mammalia; Rodentia; Cricetidae. Gene Ontology annotation, molecular function: urea transmembrane transporter activity; water channel activity; glycerol channel activity. The record is from RefSeq and is a predicted model, not a curated record.